Messenger RNA from Cinclus cinclus, 1629 nucleotides. RefSeq names its product ECSIT signaling integrator (gene ECSIT). The record is from RefSeq and is a predicted model, not a curated record. The coding region runs from base 85 to 1626 and encodes 513 amino acids. Lineage: Eukaryota; Metazoa; Chordata; Aves; Passeriformes; Cinclidae. The transcript is spliced from 7 exons. Gene Ontology annotation, cellular component: mitochondrion.
CAUGGCGGCGCCCAGCGGUGCGACCCGCCGUGGGGACAGCGGGACUCGGCCGUGACCCCCGACACCGCGGCCACCGCCGGCCACAUGAGGCUGAACUGGGUCCGGGCGCUGCCCCGGAGCCUCUGGGGCAGCCCCGGAGUUCCAGAGCUCUGUCGGAGCUUGUGCCAGCGCCCAGCGCGUGCCCCCACUGAGGGGGGUGACACCGCGAGGACCCCAAGACCUGGCAGGCCCCAGCAGUGCCACCCCGCAGAGGGUGACGCCUCAAGGGGUGACACUACAAGAGGCGCCACCUCGGGAACCUCCACGUGGCAUCGUCACUUCCACGAGAUACGGGACGAGGAGGAUGGCCCGCAGCCUUGGGACCACCCCCGUGGGCCUCUGAGGGGUGACAGCUCAGGGGGUGACAGCUCAGGGGGUGACACCUCAAGGGGUGACACCUCAAGGGGUGACACCUCCAAAGCCCCAUUGCGACGCCUCCGCUCACACAAGACUCAGCACGACGACUCCCACCAGGACCCCCACGAUGGGGACACCGGGGACACCGGAGCCCCCCGGCGCGGCCCCGAGGCGUUCGAGGCGGCUCUGCGGGACAUGGAGCGGUCACCCCCGGCCCGCGGGGGCCGCCUGGCGCUGGUGGAGGCGGCCUUGGCGGCCAUGCCGGCGCUGGGCGUGGAGCGCAGCCUGAGUGCCUACAAUGGGCUACUGCGGCUACUGCCCCGCGGGCCGUGGGUGCCACGAGGGCCCGUGCAGCGCCUGCUCUUCCCCUUCCCGCGGCAGCAGGAGUGCGGGCUGCAGGUGCUGGAGCAGAUGGAGAGAUACGGUGUGAUGCCGGAUGCCGAGACGCGGUUCCUGCUGCUGGGGGUGUUCGGGCCACGCAGCCGCCCGGUGAGGAAGGUGCAGAGGAUGAUGUUCUGGCUGCCCCGGUUCCGCCACCUGGACCCCCACCCGCUGCCCCCACAGCUGCCCCCACCUGGGCUGGCAACCGCACGCCUGGGGCUGCACCGAAUCGCCGGGGACCCCGGGGCCACCGUCACUGUCAUCCAGCGGCCCGUGCCGGACACAGGGGAGGAUGAAGGCUCUGUCCAGCCCUACAUUGUCAGCUCCCAGAGCCCGGAGCAGCGGGAGCUCCUGGCCCAGCACGACCCUUCCCGCCCGGUGUUCGUGGAGGGGCCGUUCCCGUUGUGGCUCCGUGGGACCCUCCUGAAAUACUUCGUGUUACGGGGGGACCCUCUGCCCCCACACCUGAGGGACCCCCCCCCAGACCCCGAGCGCAGCUUUUACUUCCCGCUGCACCUGGAUCUGGACCUGGAGCGCGGCCCCUGGGACGAUGAGGACUUUGAUGUGGACGAAGUGGAGGAAGGUCCCGUGUUCGCCCUGUGCAUGGCGGGAGCAGGUGACCGACACACCUUGGGCAGGUGGAUUUCGGGGCUGCAGGAGGAGAACCCGGUGUUGGGGUGCACCCCCGUUGUCUUCCGCCUCACUGAUGGGGGGGACCCCUCUGCUGACCCCCAUGAGCGCCCCCAGCCCCCACAGCUGGGCACGGGGACCCCCCCGGCAGCAGCGCUGGAACCCCCUGAGGGCCAGGAAGGGGGGAAGCGAGGGGGAGACCCCCCCAAAAAGCAGUGAGGA